AUGACCCCAACAAUUGCCCAACAACAACAAACUCCAAUCGCCAAAUAUGACUAUCUCGUUAUCGGUGGCGGAUCAGGUGGUGUUGCCUCCGCCCGUCGUGCCGCCAAAUAUGGGGCAAAAGUCCUCUUAGUCGAAUCCAAAUAUAAGAAACUUGGAGGGACUUGUGUUAAUGUCGGAUGUGUGCCUAAGAAAGUCAUGUGGUAUGCUGCUGAUUUGGCCCAUAAGAAACAUCAAUUGAAAGCAUAUGGAUUAUCGGCUGAGGUUCAAGAGACUAAUCAUGGGGAUUUUGAAUGGAAGGGGAUUAAAGAAAAAAGAGAUGCUUAUGUGAAGAGAUUGAAUGGGAUUUAUGAAAAUAAUUUAAGAAGAGAAAAGGUUGAUUUUUUGUAUGGAUUUGGGAAAUUUAUUAAUUCUGAUGCUGAUGUUGAAGUUACUUUGAGUGCUGAUCAAGAGAUUGAAUUCUUGGGUGGUGACAAGACUUAUAAAAAGGAUGAGAAAUUGGUUUUCGCAGCUGACAAAGUUUUAAUUGCCACUGGUGGUGCUCCUAUUGUUCCACCACAAAUUGGUGGAUGUGAUUUAGGUAUUACUUCUGAUGGAUUCUUUGAAUUAGAACAACAACCUAAAACAGUUGCUGUUGUUGGUGCUGGAUAUAUUGGAGUUGAAUUAUCUGGUAUUUUCAGUAGUUUUGGAAGUGAAGUUCAUUUCAUUAUUAGAGGUGAAACUGUCUUACGUUCAUUUGAUGAUUUGAUCCAAAAUACAAUCACUGACCAUUAUGAAAAUAAAUUAGGUAUUAAUAUUCAUAAAAAAUCAGGUGGGGUUGUCAGUUGUGGACCUUCCGAAAAUGGUAGAAAGAAGGUUGUAUUAGGUAAUGGUACUGAAUUGGAAGUUGAUGAAUUAGUUUGGACAGUAGGUAGACAUGCAUUGAUUGAUAUUGGAUUAGAAAAAGUCGGAGUUGAAAUUGAUCAUAAACAUAAAAUCAUUACCGAUGAAUAUCAAGUCACUACUAACCCCAAGAUCUUUUCUCUUGGUGACGUGAUUGCCCAAGCUGAAUUAACUCCAGUGGCAAUUGCCGCUGGUAGAAAAUUAUCUAAUCGAUUAUUUGGUGGACCUGAAUUUGCUAAAGAUAAAUUAGAUUAUGAAAAUAUCCCAUCAGCAAUCUUUUCUCAUCCUGAAGCUGGUUCAAUUGGAUUAUCUACCAAGAAAGCAAUUGAAAAAUAUGGUGAAGAAAAUAUCAAAGUAUAUAGUUCAAAAUUCACAGGAAUGUAUUAUGCUAUGAUGGAUAGUGAUCAUGAUAAGGCUCCAACUGGAUAUAAGAUAAUUUGUGCCGGUCCUGAUGAAAAGGUCGUCGGAUUACAUAUGGUUGGUGAUUAUAGUGCUGAAAUCUUACAAGGAUUCGGUGUUGCUAUUAAGAUGGGUGCUACUAAGAAAGAUUUUGAUAAUUGUGUAGCUAUUCAUCCUACAUCUGCUGAAGAAUUAGUCACUAUGGUAUAA
This is a messenger RNA of Hemisphaericaspora subhashii, 1488 nucleotides long. It is a transcript of the gene GLR1, whose product is annotated as glutathione-disulfide reductase. Bases 1 to 1488 code for a protein of 495 amino acids. Lineage: Eukaryota; Fungi; Ascomycota; Pichiomycetes; Serinales; Debaryomycetaceae. The transcript has a single exon. The record is from RefSeq and is a predicted model, not a curated record. Gene Ontology annotation, cellular component: mitochondrion; cytosol. Gene Ontology annotation, biological process: glutathione metabolic process; cellular response to oxidative stress; cell redox homeostasis. Gene Ontology annotation, molecular function: glutathione-disulfide reductase (NADPH) activity; flavin adenine dinucleotide binding; NADP binding.